GUGGGGCCUUGAAUUUCAAGUUCCACAGUAAUGGCGGUUUCGAGGAAUUGAAGUUCCGAUCACUGCAACGAUCAAAUGCUGAAGCUUUUGUCGUCUUCCUCGUCAUGCCUCCAGGGACGACUCCACAGUCUCCCCUCCUGGCCGUCCGCUGAGCUGGGGUCGCCGGUUCUCCGAGUUCUCGGCUCGCUCGCCGGAUUGACUCGCCCUAGCUCGGCUUGCCGAGCGUUUUAUAGUUCGGACUCCGGCGACGGUUCUGACCAAGUGGUGGAAGUUGAGUUCAUGGUGGCGGGGACCGAGGCCGAGUCUUCCUCAGCCAUUGUGUCCACGAAUCCCCGGCCCGAAGAUUAUCUUACGGUUAUAGCUUUGCCAUUGCCGCAUAGACCGCUGUUUCCGGGGUUUUACAUGCCAAUUAAUGUGAAGGAUCCUAAACUGUUGGCAGCAUUGCAAGAAAGCCGAAAGCGGCAAGCUCCAUAUGCCGGCGCUUUCCUUCUCAAGGAUAAGCCGGGGACCGAUCCCAGUUUGGUAUCAGGUUCCGAGACAGAUAAAAACAUACAUGAAUUGAAAGGGAAGGAGUUGUUUAAUCGACUACAUGAAGUUGGCACACUUGCGCAGAUUUCAAGCAUCCAAGGAGACCAAGUGGUCCUUAUUGGUCAUAGGCGACUUCGAAUUACAGAGAUGGUUGAUGAAGAACCCCUGACUGUAAAAGUUGACCAUCUGAAGGAUAAACCAUAUAACAAGGAUGAUGAUGUCAUAAAAGCAACAUCGUUUGAGGUUAUAUCAACCUUAAGAGAUGUUCUCAAGAUUAGUUCCCUUUGGAGAGAUCAUGUUCAGACAUACACUCAGCAUAUAGGUGACUUUAAUUUUCCAAGGUUAGCAGAUUUUGGAGCCGCAAUAUCUGGUGCAAACAAAUUGCAAAGUCAAGAAGUGCUUGAAGAGCUAGAUGUGUAUGAACGUUUAAAGCUCACUUUAGAACUAGUAAAGAAAGAGAUAGAAAUCAGCAAGAUUCAGGAGUCUAUUGCAAAAGCAAUUGAAGAGAAGAUAAGUGGUGAACAGCGCCGCUACUUGUUGAAUGAGCAGCUUAAAGCCAUUAAAAAGGAACUGGGUUUAGAGACAGAUGACAAAACAGCGCUUAACGAUAAGUUUAGGGAGAGGCUUGAACCAAACAGGGAAAACUGCCCACCUCAUGUUUUGCAAGUUAUAGAGGAAGAGCUUACAAAACUGCAGUUAUUGGAGGCCAGUUCAAGUGAAUUUAAUGUGACACGUAAUUACCUAGAUUGGUUGACUUCAAUUCCCUGGGGAAACUACAGUGAUGAAAACUUUGAUGUUAUUCGGGCGCAAAAAAUUCUUGAUGAAGAUCAUUAUGGAUUAACUGAUGUAAAGGAAAGGAUAUUAGAAUUUAUUGCCGUUGGAAAACUCAGAGGAACCUCUCAAGGAAAAAUCAUCUGUUUCUCUGGCCCACCUGGAGUGGGCAAAACCAGCAUUGGUCGUUCAAUUGCACGUGCCCUGAACCGUAACUUCUUCCGGUUUUCUGUGGGAGGGUUAUCUGAUGUUGCUGAAAUUAAGGGGCAUCGGCGAACCUACAUUGGUGCUAUGCCAGGAAAGAUGGUGCAAUGCCUUAAAAAUGUGGGAACAGCUAACCCUUUAGUUCUGAUUGAUGAGAUCGACAAGUUGGGAACGGGCCAUGCCGGUGAUCCGGCAAGUGCUUUGUUGGAGCUUCUUGAUCCGGAGCAAAAUGCUAAUUUUCUAGACCAUUAUCUUGAUGUUCCAAUCGAUCUAUCAAAGGUUCUGUUUGUAUGUACAGCCAAUGUUGUAGAGAUGAUACCACAUCCACUCUUGGAUAGAAUGGAGGUCAUUUCCAUUGCUGGAUAUAUCACUGAUGAGAAAAUGCACAUUGCUAGAGACUAUUUGGAGAAGACCGUACGUGACGCAUGUGGCAUUCAACCUGAACAGGUUGAAGUGACAGAUGCAGCUCUUCUUGCCCUCAUUGAAAAUUAUUGCCGAGAAGCAGGUGUUAGGAAUCUUCAAAAGCACAUAGAAAAGAUCUACCGCAAGAUAGCUCUCCAAAUUGUUAGACAAGGAGCAUCAGAUGAACCAGUAGUUGCUGAUCAAAUUCAAUCUCCCCCAGAUGGGCCUGCAGUUGUUGAAGUUCAGCUUGUGGACACUGAUGAAACCCAAGCACAAGCUGUUGAUAACCUAGAUCAAAGCGUGGUUGCUAGUAAGAACCAGACUGCAGCUGAAUCAGUUGAGGGUAACGGUCAUAAGCAUAUUCCUGAAACCUCUGGAGAAGGAGUCACGAUUCAGACGGAUCUCCCAGAUGAAUCUACAGUUGCAGAAGUUCGGGUUGCAAAUGCUGAUGAACCUGUGGAUUCAAAGCUGUUCUUACAGGAUGCAAAAGAAACAGAGAAAAUUCAGGAGGGUGAAACAACAAAAACAGUUGAGAAAGUUUUGGUUGACUCAUCAAACUUGGAUCAUUUUGUUGGCAAACCUGUCUUCCAUGCUGAACGAAUCUAUGAUCAGACCCCGGUUGGAGUUGUUAUGGGUCUUGCUUGGACUGCCAUGGGUGGUUCUACGUUGUAUAUAGAGACCACUCAGAUUGAGGAAGCAGAGGAUAAAGGAUCCCUUCAUGUCACUGGCCAACUUGGUGAUGUUAUGAAAGAAAGUACCCAAAUUGCACAUACUGUUGCCAGAGCUAUAUUGCUCGAUAAAGAGCCUGAUAGCACGUUCUUUGCAAAUUCCAAGCUUCAUCUCCAUGUUCCUGCUGGGGCCACACCAAAGGAUGGUCCUAGUGCUGGUUGCACCAUGAUCACAUCCAUGCUGUCCGUUGCCAUGAAGAAGCCUAUCAGGAGGGAUUUAGCAAUGACAGGAGAAGUAACACUAACUGGGAGGAUCCUUCCAAUAGGCGGGGUAAAGGAGAAAACGAUAGCUGCAAGGAGGAGCGAAGUGAAGACCAUCAUAUUCCCUGCAGCAAACAGGAGGGAUUUCGACGAGCUUGCCCCUAAUGUAAAAGAAGGUCUUGAUGUUCACUUUGUAGAUGACUACAGUCAGAUAUUCAAUUUGGCUUUCAGGUGAUGACCAGAAUUAGGAAAAAAAUAAUCCGUUCUUCCUCACUAAUUAAAUUGGAUGCUUUUUUUUGUAGUCCUUGAGACUAGUGGUAAGCUUUUGUCCUCCACUAGUCUUUGCUUCUCUUCUGCUUUGUUUGUAGUUUCUCACUAUUUGUUCUCCGUUUUCUCUUCAAUUUCGCAACGAUUAUACUGAAAUCCUUCACUUCAAUUGUUUGACACAAAUUCAAAACUA
Molecule: messenger RNA, 3294 nt
Organism: Pyrus x bretschneideri (Chinese white pear)
Lineage: Eukaryota; Viridiplantae; Streptophyta; Magnoliopsida; Rosales; Rosaceae
Product: lon protease homolog 1, mitochondrial
Biological process (GO): chaperone-mediated protein complex assembly; protein quality control for misfolded or incompletely synthesized proteins; mitochondrion organization
Cellular component (GO): mitochondrial matrix
Molecular function (GO): ATP hydrolysis activity; single-stranded DNA binding; ATP binding
Source: RefSeq, a predicted model, not a curated record